This is a messenger RNA of Medioppia subpectinata, 1341 nucleotides long. NCBI's taxonomy places the organism in Eukaryota, Metazoa, Arthropoda, Arachnida, Sarcoptiformes, Oppiidae. The record is from the annotation of a GenBank genome assembly.
AUGAAGUAUGAAAUCAAUUUCAUAUACUUCUCAUACAAAACCACAACAAACAUACGCUUUGAAUCGGAAACAUUGGUCAGUCCGCCGGCGCUCACUAUAUGUGUGUCUAAUUUUCUGAUACGACCGGAACAAAUGGGAAUGAUAUGCCCUGUAAUCGGGUGGUCGCUAUUGUCUCAAUGGGCGCACGAGUUGGACACCCGGUAUGCGAUGAACACCACUGGUAACGAACAGUUAGGCAUAAUGUCAAUGGAGUUCACACACCGUACACAUGCAUAUAAUGUGACACAUUUCGGGAAUAAAAGCGAUGCUAUAAUUGAGUAUAAAUGUCGGCGCGAAUGCAGUGAUCAUGUUCAACGUUAUAUUAGUAUCAAUACAUUUCGCAUUCAAUUACAAUUACCUCCAGAACCGGAUGUCGUGUACGAAAUAUCACUGAAAAUGUCAUUUGAAGAGUACGUUGUGCUCAUCGGAUCACUUCUGGGUCUAUGGUUUGGACAUUUUUUGUGUUCAUUUAUUUUGAUCGUCACAUCGAACCAAACAAUGGUUAAGGAUAGGCUCCAUGAGCUCCGGGAUGCUCAGACGGAUGCGGACAAUCACGUGAUGAUUAUCGGCCAAAAUAUAUCAAUUUCUAAUCCAAUGCAUGCAUUUAUACAAGAGGUGGAAAUGAUUGGCCAAAACAUCGACAAUAUAUCAGCAAAUGUGGAAGAAGUGAAACGAAUCCAUUCAACAAUCUUGAGUUCGCCCGCAAAUGAUGAGAAUCUCAAGAAACAAUUAGAGGAAUUGAUGGCAGACACGAAGCGGACGACUAGUAAAGUGAGAAAUAAGUUAAAAGCGAUAGAAAUGAAUAUCUCGGCGAUGGAGAUAAGCGGUGCCAUUGGUGUCGACUUACGUAUUAAGAAACACUCGAUGUUAUUGCGGCUGUUUAUCGAUGUUAUGAAUGAUUACAAUCGGACACAAGUCGACUAUCGGGAGAAAUGCAUGGCUCGGAUCGUCAGACAAUCGCAUAUAACUGGUCGUCAGUUGACUAACCAGGAAAUUGAGGAGAUGUUAGAGUCGGGCAAUCCCAACAUUUUUACCCAAGAAAUAAUUACAGACACACAACAGGCCAGACAAUCAGUGGCUGACAUUCAGGCCAGAUAUGCGGAUAUUAUUAAACUCGGUAAUAGUAUUCGUGAAUUGCAUGAUAUGUUCAUUGAUAUGGAACUUCUUAUUGAGAAUCAGGGAGAGACAAUCAACAGAAUUGAGACACAAGUGCUCACAUCGAAAGCAUACGUCGACGACGGCAUACGUGACAUAACACGCAUACAAUGUAAAAUGUGUAAAGCAAAGGCAAGAAAGUUUUAA